AUGGCUUCCUUGCAGUCGGCGCCCAACGUUGCGCCUGGCAAUUACGCCCUGCCGGCGAACUUAACUCAUCAGCACGUCCAGGAAGUUCUGCAGAAAUUCAAGCAGAUGCAGGAGCAAGGCGUCAGCCAGAGUGACCCUGAGUAUAUCAAGGCCCACCAACUCCUCGCCACUAUCCAGCGCCAGCAAUUGAUGAAGCAGAAGCAGCGCCAGCAGCAGGCCCAACAACAAGCCCAGCAGCAGGCCCAUCCUGUGAAUCUGAACCUGAAUGGCGCUGUCCCUGACGCUGCCAUCAACGGGGCACACGCUCGGAAUACUUCAACCUCUUCUGCGGCUGGGGCUACCCCCGACACACAGUCUGGUGCUCAGUUUCAAAACGCGACCCGGAAGGCUCCAACGGUCGGCAGUGGAAGCUUUUCGCCAGAGCAGCUGGCCACUCUUCGGAAUCAAAUAAUGGCAUUCAAAACUCUUUCCAAGAACCAGCCUAUCCCAACGGCUCUUCACCAGCAGCUUUUCCUGUCCAAGAAAGCACAGACACCCACCAUCACAGAAAAGGUCACAUCGGCAGAGAAAGCCAUUGACAUUGCUGACAAAAGCACGGCGGGACCGACCGCAGAUGCCCAUGAUGGUGUCCUUUCUGACAAGGAAUGGUACAGCAGCUUCCAGAUUCCUGAAGAUGUGCUUCACAAGGUCAUCAAUUAUGGGCGGCAUAAACACCGCAUCGAUCGGCCACGCAUUCCGGCUUUCGAGGCCGGUGGUAUUGACUGGCGCCAGGUUCGGGAGAACCGUGAAGCUGUCGUCUACAAUCGCAUGUCCGCUCGCAUGAAGGAGCUUGAACAUCUUUCGGCCAACAUUGGUGUUUGGGACACCAGCAAGAGCGAUGCACCCACCGGCGACGACUCCUUGAAGCUCAAGGCUUUGAUUGAGCUUAAGUCACUGGCUCUCCGGUCGAAGCAGCAGGCUCUUCGCGAGAAGAUUCGUCGGACAGGCUUCGACGCUAGCGAGACAAACCAGACGAAUCGUGCCAGUCAUCGUCGCAUGAAGCGGCCGUCCUUACGCGAGGCACGAAUCACUGAGAAGCUCGAGAAGCAACAGCGUGAUGCUCGCGAGACACGGGAGAAGAAGAAGCAGUAUGAUCAGCUCCAAGCAAUCCUCAAUCACGGCGCCGAACUUGUCAAUGCCUCCGUCCAGAGCCGCUCUCGUUCGACGAAGCUUGGUCGCAUGAUGCUCCAGCAUCACCAGCAUAUGGAGCGCGAGGAGCAGAAGCGUGUGGAGCGCACUGCUAAACAGCGUCUGCAGGCCCUGAAGGCCAACGAUGAGGAGACCUACUUGAAGCUCUUGGGACAGGCCAAGGAUUCGCGUAUUUCGCACUUGCUCAAACAGACUGAUAAAUUCUUGCAAGAGCUUGCCUCUUCCGUUAGACAGCAACAGCGGAACCAAGCAGAGCGUUACGGCGACCACGAAGACUAUGAAGAUGAGGACGAAGAGAUCGCGGACAGCGAUAACGAAGAUGACGGAUCUUCUGGAAAGAAGAAAGUCGACUACUAUGCUGUGGCCCAUCGUAUCCAAGAGACGGUCACAGAGCAACCGGGAAUUCUGGUUGGUGGUACCCUGAAGGAAUACCAAUUGAAGGGUCUGCAGUGGAUGAUCUCGCUAUAUAACAACAACUUGAACGGUAUUUUGGCAGACGAGAUGGGCCUCGGAAAGACCAUCCAGACCAUCAGUUUGAUCACUCACAUCAUCGAAAAGAAGAGGAACAACGGACCGUUCCUGGUCAUUGUGCCUCUUAGUACGCUGACUAACUGGAACUUGGAGUUUGAGAAAUGGGCGCCGUCGGUCAACAAGGUUGUUUACAAGGGUCCCCCCAAUGCUCGCAAGCAGCAGCAACAGCAAAUUCGCUGGGGCUCUUUCCAGGUGCUCCUGACAACUUACGAGUACAUCAUCAAGGAUCGACCCAUUCUCAGCAAGAUUAAAUGGGCCCACAUGAUUGUGGAUGAAGGUCAUCGGAUGAAGAACGCGAGCUCUAAGUUGAGCAGCACCCUGUCGACAUAUUACCACACGCGUUAUCGUUUGAUUUUGACUGGUACUCCGCUGCAGAACAACCUGCCUGAGUUGUGGGCGCUCCUCAACUUUGUCCUGCCGAACAUUUUCAAAUCCGUCAAGUCGUUCGAUGAGUGGUUCAACACGCCAUUCGCCAACACUGGUGGUCAGGAUCGCAUGGAUCUGAGCGAAGAAGAGCAGUUGCUCGUUAUUCGUCGUCUGCAUAAGGUUCUUCGACCAUUCCUGCUUCGUCGUCUGAAGAAGGAUGUCGAGAAGGAUCUGCCCGACAAGCAAGAACGGGUCGUGAAAUGCCGCUUUUCUGCCUUGCAGACCCGACUGUACAAGCAGCUGGUCACACAUAACAAGAUGGCCGUCAGCGAUGGCAAAGGUGGCAAGACUAAUGUGCGCGGUCUCAGCAACAUGCUUAUGCAGCUGCGGAAGCUUUGCAACCACCCUUUCGUUUUUGAGCCCGUUGAGGACCAAAUGAACCCUAGCCGCAUGACAAACGAUCUUCUUUGGCGAACGUGCGGAAAGUUCGAGUUGCUUGAUCGAGUUUUGCCCAAGUUCCGGGCCACGGGCCAUCGAGUUUUGAUGUUCUUCCAAAUGACCCAGAUUAUGAACAUCAUGGAAGAUUUCCUUCGCAUGCGUGGCCUCAAGUAUCUCCGCCUGGAUGGUUCCACGAAGUCGGAUGACCGCUCCGAGCUUCUGAAGCUUUUCAAUGACCCUGGUUCCGAUUACUUCUGCUUCUUGCUUUCCACCCGCGCUGGUGGCUUGGGUCUCAACUUGCAGACCGCCGAUACCGUCAUUAUCUACGAUUCGGAUUGGAAUCCUCACCAGGAUUUGCAAGCCCAGGAUCGUGCCCAUCGUAUUGGCCAGAAGAACGAGGUUCGCAUCUUGCGACUCAUUAGUUCCAACUCCGUUGAGGAGAAGAUCUUGGAACGUGCGCAGUUCAAGCUUGAUAUGGACGGCAAGGUUAUUCAGGCUGGAAAGUUCGACAACAAGUCCACCAACGAGGAGCGAGACAAAUUCCUCCGCAACCUUCUGGAGUCUACGGAAGAUACCGAACAGCUCGGUGACCAGGAGGAGAUGGAAGACGACGAUCUCAAUGAAAUUAUGGCUCGUUCCGAAGACGAGCUUCGCCUAUUCCAACAGAUGGACAAGGAUCGCGAGGCGACUGAGGAAUAUGGUCCUGGCCGUCGUUAUCCUCGGUUGAUGUGUGAUGCAGAGCUUCCCGAUAUUUACGUGCAAGAAGACGCUCCGAUUAGCGAGGAACCUGUGACUGAGGUUUACGGCCGUGGUGCUCGUGAGCGGAAGGUCAAGCGAUAUGAUGAUGAUAUCCCUCUGGAGGAGUGGACCAAGCUCGUGGCUGAAUGCGAGGAAACCGGUGCUUCAAUCGAUGAUGUGGUUGAGCAGUACUUGCAAGAACGGGAAGAUCGCAAGGUCAGAAAAGAGAAGAGGAAGCUGAAGGCACAAGGUGUUGUCGAAUCUUCGCCCGAACCUAUUGUGGAAAAUGACGAGACACCUCCACGGAAGCGCCGUCGUGCCCCUCCUCCCCCCAAGCGGAAGGCUGAGGAAGUUGCAGAGGAGACCCCACAGCCCAAGCGCAAGCGAGGUCGCCAGCCUAAGAUCCCGGACACCCUCAGCAGCUCGGACCGGUCCAUCUUGAACAAUAUCCUGACCAGUGUGAUCCAGUCUUUGAAAGAUAUGACCGAAGAGGUCGAGCUUGACGACUCUGAUGGCGAGGAAGGCGGGACGGUGCUCCGUUCGAUCAUUGAGCCGUUCAUGAAGCCUCCUCCACGAUCACAGUACCCUGAUUAUUACAAAAUCAUUCAGAAUCCCAUUGCAGUGGAUAUGAUCGAGAGGAAAAUCAAGCGCGACGAUUAUCAGGGCUUGAAGGAAUUCCGGGAGGACAUUCACCUCCUUUGCCAAAAUGCUCGGACAUUCAAUGAGGAUGGAAGCAUGCUGUUCCAAGAUGCCAAUGACAUCGAGGCUAAAUGCUUGAGCGAACUGAAGAAGCUGACCGAUGCUCACCCCCAGUUUGCGAACUUCGAUAGUUCGGACUCCGUUGGUGACGGACUGUCAACAGGCCUCGCCUCUGGUACCGCUACUCCUCAAACUACCGGCACUCCUGGACAGCCGAAGCUGAAGCUUACGUUCAACAAUCCCAAUGCUGAAAGCGCCAACAGCACGGCGAACGGGGAGGAUGCUGACGAAGACUGA
Penicillium canariense is the source of this 4257-nucleotide messenger RNA. RefSeq names its product putative RSC complex subunit (Sth1). The transcript has 4 exons. NCBI's taxonomy places the organism in Eukaryota, Fungi, Ascomycota, Eurotiomycetes, Eurotiales, Aspergillaceae. The record is from RefSeq and is a predicted model, not a curated record. Bases 1 to 4257 code for a protein of 1418 amino acids. Gene Ontology annotation, cellular component: nucleus. Gene Ontology annotation, biological process: positive regulation of transcription by RNA polymerase II. Gene Ontology annotation, molecular function: ATP-dependent chromatin remodeler activity; histone binding; ATP binding.